AGUGUGUAUUACUUAUUUGUGACAUUAAUUUCGUUUAUAUACAUGUAAUUUUUCUUGCAAAAAAGAAAACAAACACAUCGAUUCAUUCGUCAAGUAUAAGAUGACUUAUGGAUCUAACCUAAUUUUUUAUGGCAAUGAAAAGUCAAUGGGAUCAAGUGAAACUACAAGCUUUACGAAUUUUGGUAUCUCAAGAACGAUAAUUGAGGAAAAAAUGCAGCCAAAGUAUGAAACUGAUAAAGAGAUAAUCACCGCAGAUGGGGUCUACGAUGUUGUUACACUAGCGUCAAGGUUCGGGGGCGGCGACUCGGUCGCGAGAUGGAGGCACCGAUCGCUAAUGCCUAGCCGAGUAACUUCGGGGAAGCAACAAAGACAGAGCUAUUGGGCCAUUGGGGUCGCAAUACAUCGUGCACCGCUGCCACUUCUGAUUACCAAAAAGACUUGACCAGCGUAGUCUAAUACUCUUAAAAGUGGAAACAACUAUCUAAAACUUGACAAGGUUAACUUAAUAAUUACAUUUCAGUCGUAUUUGUCACAUUUGACAUCGAAAAGUUAAACAUGUGCAUUCGCAGAUUUAUAUUUGUGCUUCAUGAUGAUAUGGUGCUGGGGCAACCUUGAGUUUGGAGAAAGAUAUUACAAUAUCGAGUUGUAAGCAAUGGAGUCAAAUGAAAACAGUGAGAAGAAAACAUUGGAUGCUUCCAAUGCAAUGGAAAUAGAAGAGCCAAAUGUACAAGAUAAAAGUGAAAAGCAAUCAAAAGGGACAAAUAUAGAAAAAGUGAUAGCAAAACAAGAUAAAGCAAGUGAAAGUAAAGAUAUUACAAGUAUAAAGUCCAAUGAUGUUGAAAAUACACCUGCAGAAUCUGAAAAAUUGGAUGAUGGAAAAAUCAAUACUCCAUCAAAUGCAGCAGAGGGAAAAAAGGAUAAUGAAUUACCUUCUAAUGGUCCAAAGAUUGUAAAAGAUACAGAUAAUGUGCAAGUGGAUACACCUACUCCAGCUGUUACACCUGUAGCAUCAAAAGAAGGAAAAAGGAAGCGUAAAAGUACAAAUCCGUCGCCAGAAACGACCGUGGCCCCGACGCCAGUGCCGCAGUCAGUAGCUGUAGCGGCAGCGGAAGAACAAAAUGGCAGCAACGUGGGCAAGCGAAAGAAAGCCGACAGAAACUGCGACAAGUAUUGUUGGCGCUGCCACAAGGAAUCGGUGGAAAUGCAAUGUAGCGCGUGUCCGAGAUCAUGGCAUCGACGAUGCAUGGGUGGUGCACCACCAUUAUCCGUUAACAACUGGAUAUGUGGUGAAUGCGUAUCUAUCCUCCAAGCUGAAAAUGCCGAGACGCGUUCACCAGUGAUGGCUGACCUUACUGUCGACCAAUUAUGCAUGAUGCUUAGGCAUGUCGUCGAGAGGAUGAGGGAUCAGCAUGGGUCUGAGCCUUUCUGGAGAGCUGUUGAUCUUGAUGAUGUUCCUAACUACUUAGAUUACGUGGUAAAACCAAUGGAUUUGAACUUACUUGAGUCUAAUGUCCGUGCCAAAUUAUACGGUAGUACUGAUGCAUUUAUGGCUGAUGCUAAGUGGAUCCAACACAAUUGUAUAGUUUUUAACACAUAUACAUCGAAGCUUACAAACACAGCAAAACAAAUGUUGAAGAUUGCGAGACAAGAGGUGUCCGAAAUCGAAACAUGUCCAGACUGUUUUGCACGCGGUCGCAAUUUACCUCGGCCUUUAUCAUCCUGGUUUAUUGAGCCUUGUCGCAAACCUCAUCCAAUCGUCUGGGCUAAACUCAAAGGUUUCCCAUUCUGGCCCGCCAAAGCAAUGUCUAGAUUGAACGCACAAGGCUUGGUUGACGUAAGAUUUUUCGGCGAACAUGAUAGAGCUUGGGUGUCGCCGAAAGAUAUCUACCUGUAUUCUCAAGAGCCUCCAGCACAGUUACCUAAAAAAAAAAAAUUGGAAAUGGAGCAAUGUGUUAUUGAAGUCGAGGAGCAUAUUCAAAAGCUUAAACAAAUUGUUGGAGAAUUUAGGUAUUCAUCACCGAAAGUUCCCUAUGAUCCACAUGAUCCUAUGCAGAUACAAAAAUUGCUACCUGACUAUGAUCCAUCUGGAAAGACAAAGAGUAAAACUGUAAAAACUGACACAAAUAAACAGCAAACUCCAGUACAAAGUCCAGUCACUAAUAAGGUGACAUCGCCCAAGACUGAAAAGAAACCUCCGAUUUCUAAGAAUCUCAUGGUUUCCAGUACAAAUGGCAUUAUUAAAACUCCUUCUGUAGAAAAACGCAAAUUCGAUAGAAAGAGAAAAUCCGUGGAAACUGUUCAGGAAGCUGUAAAUAAAGUGAGUCCGGAGGCGCCAUCAGAAAUUGUAAUUAAUAAUAAGAGCAGAAGUAAAAGUCCGCCUGCUAUACCAGCGCUUACUAAUAAAAGUAUAAGUGAUAAUGGCAGUACUAGUAAUUCGGAAUCGAGAAAAAAUAAUAAGUCACCAGAAGUAAGUGUAAUAGAAGUAACUAAUGAUACUACUCCUAAGAGAAUUAUUACAGCUGUAAGGAAAUUGAAAAGUGAUAACAUUAAGAAAAUAAAACUAGUGAAAAAUCACGAAAAAGAAGAAAUCAAGAAGGCAAUUACUGCACCCAAAAGUACUAAUAGCAAUCAGACAAAUCUUAUAAAAGUUUAUCGUCCUGUUAAUAAUCUGCAAAAUAAUAGUGAUGCGGCAAACGAUGUCAGCCCCAGUAAAAAAUCAAAAACAAUAUACAUACAGUCAAAGGCACAAAUGACAGGUACCGCCACAAAAAUUGUAACGAAAAAUGUUUUAGCGGAUCAUAAAGUGGUGGGUAAAGCUUUGUUCAAAUCAGCUUGUAAAGAUGGCCCAAGAAUUAUUCUAAAUAGCAGUCAGAAAAUCUUAAAAGACGGUACGCCAAACAAUAAACCGAUGACUGCAAUACCCAUAUCCGCAAGGAAAGACCAGACAAAAGCAAUGUUUCUUCAAUUAAAUUCUAGUGCAUCCGAAUCUGCAAGACAUUUCAGCGAAAAAGAGGCGCGAUUAAAUGUGUCGAUGCCUGUAAUCAAACAAGAACCAAAAGAUGACGUGGUGCAACCAAAGUUAACAAUCACAAGGAAACCUGGUAAAGCACGAAAAUCUCUUCCAAAUAAACCACCUGUUUUUCCACAAGUGGUAACAUCUACGCCGUUACGUUCGGUGGCGAAGACAAGCUCUACUUUGAGUGAUGCUAUGACACACAUUCCUCCGGCAAGUGCUGAAGCACGUGCAAGUUCGUCUGAAUUGCCUCCACCUGAAGCUGGCCCAGUCAGCGCUAAAAUCCACGACAGUUCGAAAGAACUUGCAAACCGUAUGGCUGAACUUAUUGUAGAAACGAUAAAGAGUACGGCGGAAAAUGGUGAACUUAGCAUCAAUAAUACCGUCAGCAAUCAUGAAGCAACAAUACAGUUGCUGAAACUCAGGAUAGAACGAUUAAAAUGGGAACAUCAACAAGAAAUUGCUGAGAUUAGGCAUAAUAACGAUCUAGUAAUACGCGAGAUGAAAACAAGUAUGGAUUUUGAACGAUUUCGAGCUCUACAAGAGGCCAAGCGCGAAGCAGAGCUAGAGAAACAACGUUGCAUCGAGGAAACAAAACGUAAGCAAUGGUGUGUCGUAUGCGGUCGUGAGGCAAUGUUCUAUUGUUGCUGGAAUACUGCAUACUGCGACUACCCUUGUCAACAAAAACACUGGUCUUCACACAUAGCUACUUGUGCUCAAAAAUCACAAAAGAGCAGUAGUAGUAGUAACACACCAUCCACGCAGCAACAAAAACCGCCACAGCAACAGCCUAAGCCGGUCAGCGAGACCACGGCAAACGGCCAGCAGAAUGGUAACAUCAGUGACGAAAUUCGAUUACCAACAGGCUCUGUGUAAAUUAGCUGACAUCAAAACCAUAAAUAUUUCAGUUAUAAAUACCAUCGUCAUAUCGUUGUUAAUCCGUUUUAUUUAAAAUGUACAGUAUAGCUGAUAAUUAUUAUUAUAGUGCUAAAUUUUGUAUUGAAGUCGCUACUGUUUUGUAACAAUUUAUUCAUAAUCUUAUGUUAAAAUAAGUUUUAUGAACUCAUAAACGUUCUCUCAAAAUG
Messenger RNA from Phymastichus coffea, 4098 nucleotides. RefSeq names its product MYND-type zinc finger-containing chromatin reader ZMYND8-like (gene Zmynd8). The transcript is spliced from 11 exons. Gene Ontology annotation, biological process: regulation of DNA-templated transcription. The record is from RefSeq and is a predicted model, not a curated record. Gene Ontology annotation, molecular function: protein binding. The coding region runs from base 653 to 3889 and encodes 1078 amino acids. NCBI's taxonomy places the organism in Eukaryota, Metazoa, Arthropoda, Insecta, Hymenoptera, Eulophidae.